ACCACUGGAUACAAAUUAUCAGACAUCGGAUAUUCGGAUCAGAUAAUACCAAAAAAAAAAUAAAAAAUUGGGUGUAUCUAAUUUAUGGGCGGAUGGAAAUAAAUAAUUGAUCAUUUUUGUUUUCAUUUAACUUGAUUAAGUCUAUAAUUAUUAACUACAACAUAUUUUAUUAUUUAUACAAUUAACCAUGAAAUUUUGCGGUCCAAAACUUUCCCUUUGUGGGAUCAUCAUCAGCAUUUGGGGAAUAAUCCAAUUAGUAAGUUUUUUUUUAAUUUUAAUUAAUAUUUGUACAAUAAACUGUUUUAUUUCUUAGGUAGCAAUGGGAUUUUUCUAUUAUAUUAGAAGCGUUGCACUUAUUGAAGAUUUGAACUUAGGUGAAGAAUUAGUUACUAAUGUAAAGGAAUUCUAUACUUUAGCUGACAAAAAGUAUUCUCUGGUAAGUAGUGUUAAACUGAUGAUUGCAUACAGUAGUGCCGAAAUUCUAAACAUGUAGUUAGAUCAAAUACAUUUCAAGAAACCCCAAUAACUAAAUGCAAUCCAUUUUAUGUCCAAAAUUAUGGUUAGCAUAGGUUUUUAUUUCUGUAAUUAAUUAUUCAUUAGAUUUAGUCCAUAGUGAAGCAAUCCUAUGCUUAACUUUUUGAAGAAAUUUGAUCAAAGCUUGACCUUAACAUAGGGUUCGGCACCAUUGGUGGCACAAAUAUGUUUUAAUAUUUAUCCUUAAGUUUACACCUUAUAUUAUUAACACAUUGACGGAUAUUACUGCUAUAGCAGUAAUAUGUGAAAUAUACUACGUUAAUACUGUGGAAGCAGUAAUCUUUUCAAUGGUAUCGAAUCAUAGAAGACAGUGGACUGCCACAUUACGGCAGUUCACACUGAUAAAUACAUUUUGGAUGCAGGUAUAGUACUACAAAUAUAAUUGUAAAAAUUAUAUUACAAGUGUCCAUCAAUGUGUUAGUAUAAUAUGGCUAUGUCUAGAGACAUUAACGGCCAUAGACAGUUUACCGUAUUAUUUGGACUUAAAUAAAACCUAAACUACCAUUAGAAAUCUAGUGGAUGAAAACCACAACAAAUAAAUAAAGCAGGAAAAAAAUUAUGUUUAUGAUCGUCUAUUAAUUCAUCGAAAAAUUGCAACACAUUGAUUUAUAUCUACUUAAAAUAGACACUCAGUUAUAGCUUCAUAAUAUCUUAUGUAGGUGAAUAUAUGUUUUUAAAUAUUUCCUUAAUUAAAAUACUUUAUAUUUUAUUAAUGAUUAUAAAACAUUUUGUUGUAGUUACAGCUGAAAAUGAUAACCAUGGUGAUUGAUAUAAAGUUAUAACUUCUAAUUGUUAUUAUUCUUAAAAUGCAAAUUAAGGUCAUAGAAUUAGAAUAAAUAAUGUAAAAAUGAUAAUUCCUACAUGUUAUUCUAUAUUCUGUAUAUUAUUUAACUGUUUGACCAUAGGUCAGUGGUGCUCAACCCUACAUAUGGGCCUCAAAGGUAUUCUAUGUGAUCCAUUUAUACAUUUUUUAAAACUAAAUGAAAUAUUUAAAAAAAAGUAAAAUUAUUACAAAAUAUUUGUUUUUUUUUCUGUCAAACAUUUUCAAAUGAAAAUUUUACGAUUUAAAAUAGAUAUCACCUGUGUACUUAAAAGAGCAUACUGAUCAAACUAAUGUGUACUCUGUAUCAAUCCGUAAUCUUUUCAUUAGUCAAUAUAAGAUAAGGGAACAAGUCCAAUAUGUACCUACUAUGUAUAAUAAAAUUAUAUAAGUACAUUGUGUUAUAAUUAUAUAUUAAACAAAAUUGGGAUGAUAUACUUAAUUGAGAUUAUUUGUACUUUUAUAUCUGGUGGCAAUGAUAAUCAUUUACCAAAGAAAAAAGGUUGGAUAUCACUACUAUAGACCAUGAUCGUGAAAAAUUAGUUUUAGUACAGGUCUAUGCAAUACAUCUAUAUUUUUAAUAACAAUAUUGAAACUUCUUAUCAAUUGUUGUAUUAAAUAUUAAAUGACGCCAUUUGCCUACUGAAUGAUAUAAUCGGUAAAAAGUUACAAUCCUGUUACAGAUAUUUAUCCACAAAAUAUAAUUUUAUAUGAUAUUUAUUCAACUCAUAUUCCUAAUCCAAGUGAUAACUAAUAUUUUUCAAAAUAUUAUUAUACUUUAUAUACUAUUAUUUUACAUAUUGUUUAAAUGACAAUUUAGUGUGAGUAUUAAUUUUUAAUGAACUAUUUAACAUUUUAAUAUUAACCUAGUGAAUUAUCACUCAUUAUUAUAAAGGUUGCAUUAAAAAAAAACAAUGACAAAUAAUUUUUUUUCAGAAUGCGUACAAUUGUUGGAUUGCGGCAUGCCUAUACAUUUUUACACUUGUCGUAUCUGGACAUCAAUUUUACAUGAACAAUCGCAAUACAAUGAGUUUGUAAAAUGUUACUAACAUACAUUAUACAAAUACAUAACCUUUUUAUUAUCAUAUAAUAUACUAUAUUGUAGGAUAUACAUUUUUUUCUUUUUCCUUGUUUUUAUUUUUAUUUUCUAUGAUCAUAUAGAUUAUAUUUUAAUUAUUCCAUAUUGUUAACAAAUUUUAACAGUUGUAAGAUAAACUAUUAAAAAUUUCGUAGAUAUUAAGUGUUUGGAAUAUAUAAUGUAUAAAUAAAUUUGGCAUUUAAUACUUUAU
Messenger RNA from Cinara cedri, 2643 nucleotides. NCBI's taxonomy places the organism in Eukaryota, Metazoa, Arthropoda, Insecta, Hemiptera, Aphididae. The record is from the annotation of a GenBank genome assembly.